AUGGCCACUUCGGCUGAUCAUCCGCAUCCACCUAUACCUAAUGAAGUAUAUAAUACCUCGCCGACAUUGAUCGAUACUCCUAAUUUGAGUGGUCCCAGUACACCUCGUCAAGGAGAAACUCCACAUACUGUUCAUCUUCAAACGCCUCACUCUCAAAUAGGAUCAUCGAGUAGCUCAAGGAUGGCUUCACCCACUGGUCAAAAGGCUUGGGAAGGACAUGAUUUGAAUGGAAAAGGCAAAGGAAGAGCACUAGAUCCUCCUUCGAUAGAGGAUGAUAAUGCAGUCGACGUAGGACAUUUAAGGAGAUUACAGAUACGUCUGAGGGAGAUAGAAGCAAACGAUAGAUUAGGUGAUGGCUGGUCGCAGAGAGAUGAGCUGCUGGGAAUGGUCAAAUCAGUAUUACCGAUAUCAAUAGAUCAUAUACCGUUUCUGCAAGAGAGGUUAGUAGCUCAGAAAGAUACCAUACAGGCCAUGCAACAGCAAGCCAAGCUGUCCGAACAGCUGACGAUAAUUGAAAGAUCACGUCAUCAAGCUGAGAAAGAUUCAUGGCAUGCUGAGACCCGAGCCUUGUUGAAUGUGAGAGAAGCCGAAAUUGCCGCAGGGACUAGACCUCGUAAACUCUUGGAUCUCGAUGUUGGUUAUCACCAGGAAUUAGAAGCUGCCAACAAGAGGCUAGAGAUGGACAAUAGGCUUAUGGCACCUCGACUAGCUGAUACGCAACGGCAGAUUGAUAAGCUCGUCACCGAGUUGCGGUUACUGCGAUCACAGGUCCUCAUCAAUUCUCACCCAAUAGCAAAAGCAGGUGAUCAAAUUGCUGCAGAUCCCCUUCCUACGAUGUCUCAUCAACCAGGAUCGGCGAAACCGAAGUCUCGUUCACCCACCAAAUUGCCAGGUAAGACAACAAUGGGAGAUGCAAGAGCGGAACAUCUUUUACUUGCUGCAAGACGGAUCAGGACUUUACGUGAAUCUGACGACACAGUAGGCCGAUUGACCUUGGAAGAAUUGAAAAAGAAUGGAGUUGUGGGACCUAAUGGCGGUCUCGGUUAUUCCGAAGGGUACGCUGGAGUGGAAUCGGAAGCUGAAGAUGAAUUCUCUGAAGAGGAUGAGAAACCCACCCAGUUAAGAAGAGCAAGCAUGUCAACUAUCGCCAAAACAAAGGGUAAAGUCUCUCAACCACUAGGAACACCACUUCUCCCCAGGCCGAAAAAAGUCAAAAGGACCCAACCUACACCUAUGCCUCAAACACCAUCCAAAUCAAAUCGAAAACAGCAUCCGCCACCCCAAACUACACCUGGAGGUAGCAAUUUCAAUGAUCUGCUCAGAGCGGCUGAAAUGGCCACUCGUCCCGGCACGCCUACACCCGAGGAAAGGUCUCAGAUCGUUCCCCUCUCCGCUAUGUCAGCAACCCGAUCAACCACUAGAGUAAGAGAUGACAGUGCUAGCGAAAGAGGCAGUCCAGUCAAGAGAAUCAGAAGGGAUGACUGGAGUCCGACUAGACAAGACGAUCUGCCCCUACCUACUCAGCAAACUGUUCCUGAAAGUCAAGGAUCCGCCUCAGCGCUAGACCUAUUAGCUCAAGCUAGUCAGUUGGAAGUCGCUCAAUCUGGUGAAUUGUCUUCAAGCAGUUCUUCUGGUCCCUUGCAUUCUGCUGCAAGACUGGGUGGAUUGAUCGAUUCGAAUGGAGGUGAAAGAUCUUCAAGUCCAGCUAGAUCAGUAGAUGAGAUGCUUGGACCGGCAAUUGACUUGACACCUUACUCAAGACCUGUCCUACCGGUCGAAGAGGUGCAUCUCUCCGACCCUACUUUAUCAACGCCCAAAAACCGACCCAGAGCAUAUUCAGGAACUUCAGAUCUCGCCACUCCGAUGACGGCGAGAGAAUACGCAAGUUCCACUGCCUACCCUACACCUGGAGCAGAUAGGGAAAUAGACGAAAGCGAAUUCGCCAGUCCCAUGGGUGGAGGAGGUGUUCCAGGAUUAGGAAAAUACGUCCAUUUGACAAGUAGUAUGCCUGCGAGAAGAAUAAGAAGUCCUUAUCUCAAAUGGACCGUUGAAGAGGACGAGCUUCUGGCUAGGGCAGUAGCGCUUCAUGGUGAAAAAUGGGAUUUAGUUUCCAAAGGUGUACCCACAAGAUCAUAUCAUCAAGUGAGACAAAGAUGGUUACGGAAAACCGGAGCAUUUGAUAAGAAACCGAAUGAAAGUGGAAAUGGCAUAAUGGGAGAUAUCGAUGAAGAUGACAGUCCUACACCUGAAGGGGGUAGGACGCCUUCGAUAAGUGGAGGGAAACAUAAAAGAAGAAUGAGUCAAGUAUAA
Molecule: messenger RNA, 2310 nt
Organism: Kwoniella shivajii
Lineage: Eukaryota; Fungi; Basidiomycota; Tremellomycetes; Tremellales; Cryptococcaceae
Exons: 5
Coding region: 1-2310 (769 amino acids)
Source: RefSeq, a predicted model, not a curated record